UCAUCCCCCCGGGUGAUGAAGAGGUUAAGCCAGCCCCUCUCCGCCUGCUUGCAGCCUCCUUCUGUCCUGCAGCUCCAGUCCGGCUCCAGGCAGCCUCAGUGCGCACGGCAGAACAUGACGCUUUAACUCCUUCCCUCCUCUUGCAUGGGGAUGUAAUUUUUUUUCACCUAAAAGUUCUGGAGAGACCCCCCGCCCUCCCCGCUGACCCCCUGGGCCACUCCCACUCACCCUGCCUCGUCGCCCUUCUCCCGGGUUCCAUGCGUCGGGAGCGCCAUGGCCGCCCCGAGCGCGCAGCAGCAGCAGCACCAGAACCAGGAUUACUUCCGAUCUGUUAGCAGCGAGUCCACCACCUACAUGAUGGUUCCGGCCGGCGGACCCGGCGGCACAGGGCGCAGGGAAGCGCCCUCCAAGAUGUGGGUGGCUCUGGUGGUGGUCGUGGUGGUGGUGCUGCAGGUCGCCUCCACCACUGGGCUCUUUGUCUACCUGAACAUGUCCAUAUCACAGGUGCGCAGUCAAGGAGUAACAGAGGAGCUCAAGUGCCUGAGUCUACUCAACGCUCUGGACCAGGACAUCCCUGACCAGCUGGCCCAGCUCCUGGGAGAACCCUGCAUCAAGCUGGCCGAGGGCAUCAAAGCCUACAUCUCCAAGGUGACUGAGAACAUCAUCUCCAAGCAAACUUUCAUGGUGGCCAGAACCAUGCCUCGCACCUUCAACAACUCGGGGUCGAAGUUCAUGAGCUCACUGGUCCAAAGGCCGUCGGCUCACUUGACCCUCAGAGACACCAGUUCACAAGGCUACUCUCAGCCAGGCCUCCACCAGUCCUGCCGCCACGUGGUGCGCUCCUGGGCCAAUCAGAGUUUGGGCGCUCACCUGCACAACAUGACGUUAACCAACGGCAGGCUGCGAGUGCCCCAGGACGGGCGCUACUACCUGUACUCACAGGUUUACUUCCGUUACCCGUCACCCGCCGCCGGGGACGGGGACCAGCGCAGCGUCAGCCACCAGCUGGUGCAAUGCGUCUACAAGAAGACGUCCUACCCGAGCCCUAUUCAGCUUCUGAAGGGGGUGGGCACCAAGUGUUGGGCCCCCGACGCUGAGUACGCCCUCCACUCCGUCUACCAAGGGGGACUAUUUGAGCUGAGGGCCGGUGACGAACUCUUCGUCUCUGUGUCGUCACCGACGAUGCUGAACGCCGACGAUUCGUCCAGCUACUUUGGCGCCUUCCGACUAGAUCUCUGAGGAUAAAGACUGCUGGGUGCUGAUGGGCGCAGUCUUUGGAACAAUCCACUCACUGAAGCCUGGAGGUUGAGUUCCCAGGUCUGUUUGGAAGGAUGCUGUGGGGCUGAGCGAGAGGACAAGGAAAAGGGCGAUUCCGAUGUUCCUCCUUUGAGCCAACGCAAAUCACAAGGGGGCAGACAAGAGGACUGUGCUGCUAUGCUACAUUCAGUAAUUAUGAAUCUGCUAGUUGUUUUGCAAGGGAAUCCUCACAUUUGGACUCCAGACCGAAGAAUGUACGGACAAUAAAAAGGCGACGUUGAAGUAACGUGGAGCAAAUGAGUGUGCCAUGGGGAUUGUGUACAUAGAAACAUGUGACUGAGGAUGAAGGCUGGUGAUUUUAAAAGUCUAUUUUUUACUUGGGAUGGACAAGGGCCACCUCACUAAGAACUGCGCCAACACGAGUUGUGGACUUUGAAGUGAGGGCAGCGAGAAGGAGGGUGAUGGGUGGGAGAGCAGACUGAGCCAGACAAGCGAAGGAUAAAAAGACAGGAAAAGAAAGAGGCCGAAACUAGUGAGCAGUUUAGCCUCCUUUCUCUUUUUGCUUCUUCACUUUCACAUGUAAACAAACAAUCUGGUCUUUCCUGUGGAACCUGCGAAGCUGCCACUCGCAUGUAAAGCAUUCAAGGCUUCUACGUGGGAACAUUUGCACAUUUUAAGAGUUAGCCUCAAACUGAGUUAACGUUUACUUUUUAUACACAACACUACAAAGUUCCAGUUUAACAGCCGAAGUUUGGAGAAUUUCUAUUAAAGCAAAAAAGGUCUUUAAAAUAAACAAUGUGAGGCUUUUAAAGCCAGGAUGUCAAAUUAAUGGUGUGUUCACAUGUGUGUUUAUACUGAAACUAUCCAUCGAUUUGUAUGAAUUGCCAAUAAUCACUGACAAGACAAGCUAACCUCUGCUAAAGACUGAACAUCAAAGCUAUUGACUACCAAUGCUCGGAAUGGGCAGAAAAAGGGCUGUGACGCCGCAUGCAGAGGAGGAGCAUGUGGAAGAGCGCCAGGUACUAACCGAGAAGUAAUGACGAUGUUGAACAACAUGAGGAAGGGGAACUAUCAAGGCACAAAACGAUGACAUAAGAAGGCAAUCAAAGUCAUGUCAAAGAGUUGUCAGAUGAGACUGCAGCACUACAAAAUGUUGGUCUGGCAGAAAAAAAUGGAUGCUUUAAAGAAGGACGGGAUAACAUUGCAAAUGACGUGCUGAGUGGAUGAUUUGGAACAGGGCACAUGCAUGAACAACGUGUUUGUGACUGGGCUCCACAUGACACGUGUGUGUUAUCCCAGAGCAGCUGAGAACAGAGGAGAACAAGAUGAUGUUGCUUCAGCAGAGUAACAGGUGGCCAAAAUGUGGCAAUCAAAGGAUGUGGCUGUCAACAACAUUGAUACAUGCAUUUCAAUGUAUGGAAGGAAUAACGACACCACGCAUGUCAACAUCAUUAAGUUGACCCCCAAAAAAUGCAAAAUAGCUUUGCUGAAAUGUCUAUACAGUAUACGUAAAUGUGCAUCUGACACAAUGCAAUGUGUGGGCAACAUCGCCCUGCCAUCAACUGUAAAAUCUACAUCAAUUCAAUUUAAAUGGAGAACCAAAAGAAGCCAAAGUCCUUGUUGUCAAAGACCUCAAGGAACUGGACAACUAUUGAAGGUGGCAUCCUGAUGCCAAGGAAGACGAAAGACACACCACACAAAGAAAGAUGCCAUCUGACGUAACACAUUCAUCAACUAUGGACUAUGACAAUAUGACACUAGUGACGUGGAUCGGGACACUAAAUUCCUUUUCAAUUUUAGCCACAACUACUUUUACAAAAUGCAGGAACAAUACAGCAACAGCAUUACAUUUAACAAUAAAUAAUGAUUCACAUCAACAGCAGAAGCAUGUGUGCCAGUGAUAACAAUAUUAAACAAUCCAUCCAUCCACCUUCUAUGCCGCUUCCCCUCACUAGUGUUGCGGGGGUAUGCUGGAGCCCAGUUAACUUCAGGGUACACACUGGUUUAUGUGCCCUGGACACAAACAACCACUCACAUUCAUACCUAUGGACAUUGUAGAGUCGCCAUUUAACCUAACAUGCAUGAAUGUGGGAGGAAGCCAGAGUACCCGGAGAAAAGCCACGCACACACAGGGAGAACAUGCAAACUCCACACAGAGAGGUCCGACGGAGAUUCAAACUCAGGUAUUCUACAUCUCCUGACUGUGUGGCCAUCAUGCUCACCGCUCGGCCAUCGUACAGCCCAUUUUUUCAUAAUCACAGUUUCCAAAAUCCUGCACAAACUAGUAAAACAAUAAAUAAUAAAAAGUAAAAGUACAAAUGAAUACAAUAAAAGCUAAUAAAUCAAAUAACACCAAAAACAUUUAGAACAACAAUACAUAAAAUAGAUCAAAAUCAAACCUAAGAAAAAUAAAACCAAUCAAAACUAAAAAGAAAGCAAUAAAAGACACGGAGGACACAACUCACGGCGAGUUAAAAGCUAGAAAAUAUAAGUGGGUGUUAAGACACUCUCAUUCACACCCGUGGACAAAGUCUCCAAUUAACCUAACAUGCAAUUUAUGGGGAUGUGAGAGGAAGCCGGACUACACAGAAUAAAACUACGGACAUAACAUGCAAACUCCACACAGACAUGUUCGCAGAUUCAAACUUGGAUCGCCAGACUGUUGGACUGACUUGUUUGAUUUUAACAACAUUUUGCAGACGAUUGGAGCGCUGGUCAAGCAACCAACCAUUACAUUAUGUUGUAAAAAUUCAAGACUUUAAGAUUGUUUGGCCUUAAUGUCGGUCCACUCAGAGUGCUCUUAUAAAUCCUACAUAUGAAGGGCUUUUGGAGCAGAAGGAUUGCCAAAAAAGUGCUGUCACGUCUGAGCUGCAGGUCAAAAUGUGCAAGAGGUAAACACAUGCAAACACUUUGCCGACAGCAGCUCCAAGCGGAACCAUCUGCUGCACAUUUGGACCCGAGUGAGCCGGAGCCAAACAGUUUGUCCAGCAAAUUAUAGGAAAGCACAUUUGGGAAGGAGGAGGAGGAUAUUCGCAGAUGAAAACCACGCUCCGACCAGCACGCCCUCGACCCCAGCGAGCCUCGGCCAGGGCGUGCGUACGUACAUGCACGCGCUCAUAACUGCAGUGGCACAUCAUCAUCAUCCAGCGUAAAGACAUAAACGCUCUCGUUUAGCCAUGCUGUCUAGCCGACCCAUGGUAGUUAGUGUGUGUAGAACGUGUUUGCUUGAGGGGCUCCCUUCUGUCAAAAAUCAAGGUCAAACUAAAGUCUAUUUACAACAUCCUGUUUUCCUUUAAGAGGAAAAACAUUGUCUCCACUGUCACGUCAAGUGCACAUGCAUAUGCGUGUAUAUCCUAAAUGCACUGGACACAAUGGACACACCCAUACAAAGCCCUAAAAAUGCCUAUUUUUAAAUAGCUAAAUCCUAUAAUAUGCUUAUCACAGUUAUUAACACUGACAAACAAUUACAGGUAUACAGUGUACAGUAUCAUACUUAAAAAACAUAUUGUCAGAGCGUCAUCCUGCAAAUUAUUUACAAUUUAAAACAGAGAAAAAAAAUCUGCAAAUAUGGGGGGAUUGAAUGCAAAACUGUGAAUAGGCGAGGGCCUGCUGUUCACUACAUGCGCAUGGCCAUGAGUGUACACCCGACACACACUAAAGAAACUACAACCUCCUCUUAUAAGUGCCUUUUGCCAAAACAACAACUAAUUUUUCUCAGAGAAACAGACAGCUGAGGCGGGUGUGGCGGCCAUCUUUGUCACACAACCUGUGACAGUUCCAGCACUGUGAACGCAUCAAUAAAGUACAUUUUGUCCAACUGUCUCCAGUGUGUCACUUUGUGAAGUAUCACAUUAUUUCAUACAUACAUCUUAUUGCCACUACGUUCCACGCU
Dunckerocampus dactyliophorus (ringed pipefish) is the source of this 5149-nucleotide messenger RNA. RefSeq names its product tumor necrosis factor ligand superfamily member 10-like. The transcript is spliced from 7 exons. The record is from RefSeq and is a predicted model, not a curated record. Bases 274 to 1239 code for a protein of 321 amino acids. Gene Ontology annotation, molecular function: tumor necrosis factor receptor binding. Gene Ontology annotation, biological process: immune response. NCBI's taxonomy places the organism in Eukaryota, Metazoa, Chordata, Actinopteri, Syngnathiformes, Syngnathidae. Gene Ontology annotation, cellular component: membrane.